This is a messenger RNA of Monopterus albus (swamp eel), 2980 nucleotides long. Its product is annotated as glutamine-rich protein 1-like. The record is from RefSeq and is a predicted model, not a curated record. The transcript is spliced from 12 exons. The coding region runs from base 323 to 2566 and encodes 747 amino acids. NCBI's taxonomy places the organism in Eukaryota, Metazoa, Chordata, Actinopteri, Synbranchiformes, Synbranchidae.
UGUACUAAUAUUACCUGGGAUUGUGCUGGAUAAAUAAAUAUCUGCUUUGAUGGAACUGGGGAACUAGUUUUACGCCGACAGCAGCCUGGAUCUCACCCUGAAAUAAGCAGACGUCAGAGACCUCGCCUGCUCAUUGCUGCUGUUAAAAUUUAUCGCAAUCCAAUCAGCAUUGUUUUGCGGGAUUGCACUGCUGUUAGGUGCAUUAUGUAGCAACGCGAAUGGUAUGCUGGUGGUAGCUGUUGGACGUUUAUCGGCUUUAUAGUUUUAAACACCGUGCCUUGGCGGAAAGGAGAGGAUUUCGUUUUAUUUAAGAUCCGUGACAAUGAAUGACCAGCAGGAGGGUGGUGUGGUCCCCUAUGAUGAAUAUGUGCGGCAGAAGGCCCGCACUGUGCCUCAGCACAGGAUGAAGGAGUUUCUGGACUCUCUUGCCAAGGGCCCAGAUGUGCUGCAGGAGUUCGGCCAGCAGGAAGAGGCAGCCACCACCACAGCCAUGGUGUACCAGCAGCAGGGUGCCAACUGUAUCUACACAGACAGCACAGAGGUGGCUGGAUCUCUCCUAGAGCUGGCUUGCCCGGUGCAGGUGACCUCAGCAGAGAUUUCACCUCAGCUGUCGGUGCAUCAAGGAUCUGAACAGCAGCUUCAAGUGCAGGUUCAGAUCCAGGAACAGCAGGGCCACACAGUUGGCCAGGUUCUUCAGGUGGCCUCCCCCUCCCAGCAGGACUUACAGGGAAUCUCAACCGCCCAGCUUGUUCACCAUGGAGAGCUCACAGAGGAGCAGCAGCAGCAGAUACAGGCACAACUAGUUGCAGCUGUAGCUGGAGGACAACAAAUCCAGCUGACAAGUGGCCAACAAAUCCAAUUACAAGGAGCACAGCAUAUUCAGCUGCCAGGGGGCCAGCAGAUUCAACUUCAGGCUGGCCAGCAGAUUCAGCUACAUGGUGGCCAGCAGAUCCAGAUCCAUACCAUAGAGGCCAUGUCUCCUUCCCAGCAGCAGGCCACUUCUAAUGAGGCAGAAAGGAGGUCCGGCACUAUCUCAACUGUUCUCCAGCCAGCCAAGAAGCGUAAGGUGGAUGUCCCUCUUGCUGUUUCUUAUGCCGUUCCACAGGGUCAGCAGGUAGCCACGGUUCUUGCCAUCCCUCAAGGACAGCAGCAAAGCUACGUGUCCCUGCGACCAGAUCUGCUCACUGUUGACAGUGCUCAACUGUACAGUACUACAGGAACAAUCACAGGUCCCACGGGUGAGACCUGGACCAUCCCAGUGUACUCCACUCAGCAACAACAGGGUGUAACUCACAUUGCCAUACCACAGGAGACAUACAGCACAGUGCAAGUUACUACCGCCAAUGGUAAGGAAAAAAUUUCCCCCAGUUCCUCCUCAAGAUCUGCAGAUGUGCAGUUGUCCUCCACUGGGACACAGGAAGAAAUAGUACAGACCCUGUUCCCAGCACAGUUCAUGAACGGGAACAUUCAUAUCCCAGUGGCAGUGCAGACUGUCGGAGGGACUUACAACACUACUGAGUCAGUACACAUAUGGGACCCAAAUCAACAGCACAGCCAGGGAGAAGAUGGACAGGAACAGCAGCUCCAUCUGCAGGGUCAAGUAGAAACUGAGGCUCAUGCUGUACCGCCUACAGAGAUUUUGGUUCCUGUCUGUCUAAAGCCAGAGGAGGGCCUGGAGGUGUGGCGGCUUUGGGUGAAGCGAAAAAACGCAGAGCUAAGCAAGCAGGAAAAUACGAAGCUUGCACCCAUUGGACGUCGACAGCCCCUGCGUUUUCAAGAAGACUUGGUGUCCAGUGCAGUAGCCGAGUUAAACCUGGGUCUUUCCCUGAUGACACAGGAGGCACGAGGAUCAGAAGAUGAACAGUUUGCACCCGAUGUUCUGUAUUACAUCUUUUUGUGUAUACAGAAGUAUCUCUCCGAAAAUGGACGUGUGGAUGAUAUUUUCUCUGAUCCAUAUUACACACGCUUCUGUGAGUGUUUACACAAAAUCUUGGAGGGUUGGAAACCCAGUAUCCAUCCGUUAGGUUACAUUAUUCCAAGUCAUGUGACAGAGGAGAUGCUGUGGGAGUGUAAACAGCUUGGCGCGCAUUCACCUGCCACUCUGCUCACAACUCUAAUGUACUUUAACACUAAGUUUUUCGGCCUAAUAACACCUGAAGAGCACAUGAAAGUAGCCUUUUCUAAGGUGUUAAGACACACGAGGAAGAACCCCGCUAAUGUCAAGGACAAAGCCUCUAGUAUCCGCCUUCUCAAAUCACAAGGUUCACACAGUGUUGGACAAAAAGGAACUGAUGACAUGUACGAAGAGCAGGUCGAGGAUCCUGAAAAUCCUCUUCGCUGUCCCAUUAAACUUUACGACUUUUACCUCUUCAAAUGUCCUCAGAGCGUUAAAGGCCGUAACGAUGCUUACUACAUGACUCCAGAGCCUGUCGUCGCACCCAACAGCCCGAUGUGGUACUCAUCUCAGCCCCUCACAGGUCAGCAAGUGGAGCAAAUGUUGGCUCGUCUCAUCGUGGUCCGAGAGAUCCAGGACAUCAUCGGCACUGGUUCGGAGAACAUUGGCUAGACUGAGAGUGAGUCAGUGAUUGCUGGCUCUGCAGUACCCACACUGACUAUAAAUCUAUCUCAAAUAAAACGGAGUAACAUCUGAAACAAGUUUCUUCUGAGGAGCAUAUCGUGAUUGCACUCCAUACAUUUUCUGGUUUCAGUUGAUUGGGUGGACCUGUCUCUUCUUUACUGCCUUUAUAAGCCGUUGUCUCUGUAACCUCUGGACUGGCAAUUAAGUGAGGCUUUAGCUUCGCUGCUGGAUUAUGAUUGAUAUCUUGGGCUGCUGCUCCCUCAGCUGAGCAGAGGUGGUACUUUUUCAGAUAAAAGUUCAUUUUAUCAAUAUAAUUUAAAAAUAUUUAACCCUUAACACUUCUUAAUCUUACAGUUAACCAUGUCUUAUGUCUCUUCGAGGUCCCAUUAUGAUACAUUAAGG